AAAAAAAAACAAUAUAGCUCCUUGCCCCUGAGCAGGUGUGGAGGUGACUGUUUUCUCCGAUAGCUCGUGGCAAAAUUGUUACGUGAUGCGUAGCACUGUAAUGAGUGUCAUUUUUUCUGUCUAACGGGUUAUUCUUUUCAAUUGCUGUAUUCCAAUGUCUUGUGUCGUCUUAAGAUUUUUCUCUUUUUAUUGGUGGAAGAAUGGAUUCUGUGAUUUUCUUAAUGCUUUGCAUUCCUGUUAAGCCUCAUGGAAAAUACAGUUAUGGAGCAGUGAAGAAUAUCAGAAGGAAAUGUUCAAAAUGGCUACUAUGCUCCAGGAUGCACAUACGCUUGAAGCUACUUGUUCUGAAAAUGUUGAUGCUGAGCUGUCCUUUCUGCCUGAAAGACUGAGAAAGAAACUGCUUCCUUUUCAGGAGAAAGGCAUCAUAUUUGCGCUUCAGAGGAGUGGCAGGUGUAUGAUUGCUGACGAGAUGGGGCUAGGUAAAACAAUUCAAGCAAUUGCUAUUUCCUACUACUACAGAAAGGAAUGGCCUCUCUUAAUCGUAGUGCCUUCAUCUCUGAGAUAUCCUUGGGUUGAUGAGAUGGAAAAGUGGAUUCCAGAACUGUCUCCAGAUGAUAUUAGCAUCAUUCAGAACAAAACUGAUACUGGGAGAAUAUCAACCAGCAAAGUGACGAUUCUGGGAUAUGGCCUGUUAACUUCUGAUGCCCAAACUUUAGUAGACACUCUGUAUAGGCAGAACUUCAAGGUAGUUGUGAUUGAUGAAUCACACUACAUGAAAUCCAGAAAUGCUACGCGCAGCAAGAUUUUGUUGCCAAUCGUGCAGAAAGCCAUAAGAGCAAUUCUUCUUACUGGAACUCCUGCUUUAGGAAGACCUGAAGAGCUUUUUAUGCAGAUUGAGGCACUUUUUCCAAGAAGAUUUGGAACUUGGAGUGAAUAUGCCAAAAAAUACUGUGAUGCUCGUCUGAGAUUCUUUGGUAGAAGAAAACAAUGGGACUGUAGAGGAGCUUCAAAUUUAAAAGAAUUACAUCAACUUUUAAGAGAAAUAAUGAUCAGAAGACUGAAGAAUGAUGUUCUAACUCAAUUACCUCCCAAAGUUAGACAGCGUAUUCCAUUUGACCUCCCACAAGCUGCAGCUAAGAAUUUGAAUACUACUUUUGCAGAGUGGGAGAAAUUAAUGAGAAAGCUGAAUUCAGAGCCCACUGACAGCCAUUUUGUUGAAGUCAUGAGUUUAAUCACACGCAUGUAUAAAGAAACAGCCAUUGCCAAGGCAGGCGCAGUAAAGGACUACAUCAAAAUGAUGCUUGAAAAUGACAAACUGAAGUUCCUAGUUUUUGCUCACCACUUAAGCAUGCUUCAAGCUUGUACAGAGGCGGUUAUAGAAAAUAAGAUUCGCUACAUACGGAUAGAUGGAAGUGUUCCUUCUGCAGAAAGAAUACAUCUUGUUAAUCAGUUUCAGAAGGAUCCUGAUACCCGGGUUGCUAUUUUGAGUAUUCAGGCAGCUGGUCAGGGUUUAACUUUCACUGCUGCUACUCACGUUGUGUUUGCUGAAUUAUAUUGGGAUCCAGGCCAUAUUAAGCAAGCAGAAGACAGAGCACACCGGAUUGGGCAGUGCAGUUCUGUGAAUAUUCACUUCCUUAUUGCAAAAGGAACAUUGGAUCCUCUUAUGUGGGCCAUGCUGAAUCGCAAGGCCAAGGUUACAGGCAGCACCUUAAAUGGCAAAAAAGAGAAAAUGCAGGCUGAAGAAGGUGAUAAGGAGAAAUGGGAUUUUUUGAGUUUUGCUGAAACUUGGACCCCCAAUGAAAGUGUAGAAGAUCUCCAAAAUGAACUUCUAUUUACACAUUUUGAAAAGGAAAGACAGCAUGACAUACGUUCCUUCUUUUCCACAAAAUCCUCCACUGAAAAGAAACGCAAGAUGUUAUCAGAUAGGGAAUCAUCAAAGGUUGAUGCAGAGUCUUUUGAAGCCACGAAAGAAGAGGAUUCAGAGAAGAGCAGUGAAAAUCUGGAUUCCACAGGAAUAAGUGAUGAGGAUACAAUUUGUCAUGAAAGCACCUGUGAACGUGAAGCUAAAAGAGCAAGAAGCAUAAGUGGAUCUACUCCAGUCAGCUCCAGUAAGAAAAAGACUUUGACUGGAAAAAAGUCCACUUUGUUCACAGCAAAGAACAGUGAAGUCCUUCCUUGCAGCUCACGUACUUCAAGCAAAGGCACAGCUGUAAAUAAAGUUUGGCACUGUAGUGUUUGCACUUACAGUAAUAACGAAUUGCUUCCUUACUGUGAAAUGUGUAAUUGCCCUCAGAGCAAUAACGCUGAGAGAAACUGUGAAGUUCCUGCUAGCCAGGCUGAAGAAAACAUGUCAAAAGACUCCAGGAGAGAGAAACAGGGAGCAGCCUGGGAUGCUGAAGAUAGAGGAGAAGAUUUGGAGGAAUCGGUGACCCAGCAAUCUGAAAUCAGUGAACAAGAAGCUGGUAAAAUCAAAAGUGAAGAAAAUGAAAGAAGGUGUGGAGAAGGAGAUUUAGAUCAGUCAGACGCAUUUCUAGUGUACGAUGGCCUAAUGUUCUGUGCCAGCAGAAAUACUGAUAGAAUUCACCUCUAUACAAAGGAUGGUGAACCACUGAACCUGAAUUUCAUUCCAUUGGACAUACAGCUGGAUAACUGGGAGGAUUUACCAGAGAAUUUCCAACAUAAACGAAAUCGUUCAAUGAUACUGAGGUUUGUGAAAGAAUGGAGUCAUCUAACAGCAAUGAAACAGAAAAUUGUCAGAAAAAGCGGUCAGCUGUUUUGUAGUCCUAUUCAUGCUGCAGAGGAGUUGUCUAAAAGGCAGUCAGCAGUAAGCUGCACAAAAAGGUAUGUGACCAAGGAGGAUGUAGCAGCAGCCUCACUUAGCAAAGCGAGCAGCAGUGGGGGCAGCGUGCGCCUCAUCGCUAGAGCAAGUAGGGCUUGUCUGAAGAAUGAAAAUGCUUCUGUGGCACAACCAGGUCAUUCCACAAAGUUGUUUUUAGAGAGUGGAAAAAGUCCUUCAGUUCUUCCUUCCAAUUGGACGGAAGUUGAAGGCUCGUCCCUCCCCAAAGGCUAUUUGCAAGCCUUGGACGGUGAAGGGAACCCACUUUGUCUCCACUGUCAGCAGCCAACCGCUCAGCUUGACCAAAGCUGUCAGGCCCGUGCCUGGGACACACGGUUCUGCUCUCUUGCCUGCCAGGAGGACUUCUCAGUUCGUUCUAGUCAGAGCUACCUCAGGACUAAGGUGUUUGAAAUUGAACACGGUGUUUGCCAGUUCUGUCAUCGGAAUGCCCAGGAGCUUUAUCUCAACAUCAGAGAUGCGCCUAAGAGUCAGCGCAAGAAACUUCUGGAGAGCUCAUGGAUGUCUCACCUUCCACUUGGGCAGUUGAAUGAAAUUAUAACAAACCCAACAGAAGGUCAGUUCUGGCAGGUGGAUCACAUCAGGCCUGUUUACAGCGGAGGAGGACAGUGUUCCCUGGAAAACCUUCAGACUCUGUGUACAGUCUGCCACAGGGAGAGAACUGCAAAACAGGCCAAGGAAAGAAGUCAGAUGAAGAGACGCUCGUUAGCUACGAAGUAUGGUUGUGAUAUCACAAAGUUUUUUGUGAAGAUGUAAAAUACUAAGUAUAUUCAGUUACAUUAUAACUCAGGAACUAUUGUA
Numida meleagris (helmeted guineafowl) is the source of this 3655-nucleotide messenger RNA. It is a transcript of the gene ZRANB3, whose product is annotated as zinc finger RANBP2-type containing 3. The record is from RefSeq and is a predicted model, not a curated record. Gene Ontology annotation, cellular component: nuclear replication fork. Gene Ontology annotation, biological process: DNA repair; replication fork processing. Gene Ontology annotation, molecular function: endonuclease activity; ATP-dependent chromatin remodeler activity; zinc ion binding. Lineage: Eukaryota; Metazoa; Chordata; Aves; Galliformes; Numididae. The coding region runs from base 290 to 3610 and encodes 1106 amino acids. The transcript is spliced from 21 exons.